Owenia fusiformis is the source of this 1477-nucleotide messenger RNA. The record is from the annotation of a GenBank genome assembly. NCBI's taxonomy places the organism in Eukaryota, Metazoa, Annelida, Polychaeta, Sabellida, Oweniidae.
GUUGUUGUGGCGGGAAACUCAUUUUGAACUAAAAAUUGAGAAGUUGUAUUCCUGCUCAGUUUGAUAAUCUACACGUACACUGGCACUUUUAAGAGUUUGUCGGGUGCUCCAAAAUAAAGACAUGGAGAACGAACUGAUGCUCAAAAGCUACAAUCAAAAUGAUGACAAGCAGGAGUCAACACCAACAUCUUCAAAGAAAAAGCGAGUAAAACGUGCUAAAGAUCCUAAUGCUCCUAAACGCCCAACUACCUCAUAUUUCUAUUUUCUUCAACAGUCUAGAGCUGAAAUGAAAGAGAGGGGUGAAAAUACAACUAAGGUUACUGAAGUUACAAAGAUCAGCACUGAGAAAUGGCGCCAGAUGACAGCAGAAGAUAAACAACCAUUUGAAGAAAAAGCAAAGGCUGACAGAGAGAGGUUUGCUGUUGAGUUUUCUGCUUACAAAGAGACAGACGGCUAUAAGAGUUUCAACUUCAAGAACAACUCCAAGCGACAGAGAGAUCCUGACAAGCCAAAGAAACCUCUUGGGGCAUUCUUCCUCUUCAUGAAAGACUUCAGAGAGACACCAGAGUCAAAAGAUUUAGCCUUUACUGAUAUACCAAAGAGGGGUGGUGAGAUUUGGUCAGGGAUGGAGGCGGAUAAGAAGCAGGAGUACAAAGACAGGGCAGAGGAAUUAAAAGAGGAGUACAACCAAAGAUUGAUAGAAUAUUCUGGGAAGAAGGCACGUCUAGAGCUUGGGGCAGGUGGGGAUGCCGACUCUAUUGAGGAAUAUACUGAAGACAGUGACUGAACCCCGUGAAUGGUGAAGAUACAACUCCCUUAAUGCCAAUAUAAUUGUGUAUAUUUGGAGUAAAAACCCUUCAGUAUCACCAGGGUAUCAGCUAAUUGAUAUUGAGGACUAAACAACCAAAUGUAAAGCUGAACAUUUCCAGAGCUGGAGAUCAAGAUUAAAUUGAAGCCCAAGCCCUGAUGCACAGACUUAUUCAAUAGAGUUUGUCUCAAAAAUGUCACUUAUUUUUAUAUACUUCAUCAAUUUCCCUACCUACUAGACCACCCACCAACCCAAUCACCCUUGUUGACAAAUUCAACUUUCUGAAAGUGUCUAGUGUUGAAAAAUAUUUCAAUAGUUUUGCUCUAUUUAGUUUGUUGGAAAUGAUUACAUUAUUGCAUUUCGUGCAAAACGUAUGAGAUGGGACUUUAAUAUAAUGGUUCAAAAAGGAUGUAAUUAUAGGAAAGAAAUAUUUAAUCAGAAUAGUAAAUGAUCACCUAUAUGAUACAAGUAAUAUUUUGUAUAUCUUGACAUUUAUUGCUGUAUGCCAAGUUGCCUGAGCAAAUAAUUAUUGAUUGGCAAACAAAUAAUUAUUGAUUGGCAAAGAAAAUCCAUUAACUACUAAUAUUACAAGUUAUACAUAUCAUUCAAUAAGUAAAGCUAAUUUUGCUCUAAAACUUUUAUUUAGCAAUAUCUGUAGGUUCUUACACA